GCAUACGCAAACAUUAAAUACUUCACACGUGUAACAUACCAUGGGAAACUGAUAUGAAGCUCCACCGUCCCUUCUAUUCCUUCUUCCGACUCAAUCUCACCUCUGUUGUCUGCCGCCAAUGUCAUCGCCCACUACAUUCCUUCACGCGCCGUCUCUUCAAGCUCCCCUCUCCUCCACCACAUCCAUCUGCCAACCACCAUGACCUCCCCUCCUUCCUCACCUACGCAGAGCGGACUUCUCUCUCCCCUAAUACUACGGCCUACAUAGGCACGCACUACGAAUAUAAAGUACAACGAACCCUCCGUUCCUCCGCCUUCAUGCUACACCGCGUCGGCGGCCGCGACGAUGCAGGCAUCGACCUUGUGGGAACCUGGCACCUUCCGCGCCGCGAACAUCCCAUUCGCGUGAUCGUGCAAUGUAAAUCACUAAAAACUAAACUGGGUCCGAACUUGGUCCGCGAGCUGGAAGGGACCUUUAACCAGUCGCCAGUGGGAUGGCGGACAGGUGACGAGGUUGGCAUCUUGGUUAGUCCGCGGGAGGCGACGAAGGGCGUUCGAGAUGCCCUAGCUAAAAGCUCAUAUCCGCUGAUGUGGAUGAUGAUUGAGCGUGACGGGACAUUACGCCAGGUCUUGUGGAAUGGGAGGGCUGAACAACUUGGCUUGGUGAACUUGGGUGUUGAGGUGAGGUAUUCGGCGGACGAAGAUGUGGAUUCGUCGAAGGGGGUUGUUCUCACCUGGGAUGGGGAGGAGAUUCCCAAUAUGGAACAGGUAGAGAAUCAGGUCAGUGCAGUUGAGGAUAGCUGGUUGCGGUCGUGGGGUGAUGGUUUCAAUGGAGGACAGAGGAACAAGUCGGAGCUGCUAGAUGCUGUUCAGGAGCUUUUUCCGGAAGAGAAGCCUCUGCUUUUUGGAACAGGGUCUUGUAGUACCUUGACUGAUGUGGAUAGGGUGAAGGUCAUGCAGUAUCUGGACGGCAAGAAGUCUGCUCAAGUUGAGGCAGCAUCGGGCAUGAAGCAUACAUCUACGUGAAACAAGGGACACGUUGGUACUGCGACGGUGAAGAGCCG
Molecule: messenger RNA, 1063 nt
Organism: Aspergillus caelatus
Lineage: Eukaryota; Fungi; Ascomycota; Eurotiomycetes; Eurotiales; Aspergillaceae
Exons: 1
Coding region: 54-1025 (323 amino acids)
Cellular component (GO): mitochondrion
Molecular function (GO): nucleic acid binding
Source: RefSeq, a predicted model, not a curated record